GAUGAACACACCCAAUAUUUUGUCUUCUUCUUACAAGGAUAAAUCCCCAUAGAUUUCUUGCAUUACUUACCCACCAAAAGAAAAGAAAAGAAAAAAAGACUUUUUUCUAAAUCCUUUUUGCUAACCCUAAAACCAACAAAGAAUCUGAAAUUUCACCCUCUUCUCCAUGCAAGUUUCGAGCGGAAAUAAUUUGAUGACGGAGAAGGAGGACGGGAAGAUUAGGUCGGAGGUGAAGAAGAAGAAUACUAUGACGACAGAAUCAGAUCGUCAUCGUCGUCAUCCUCAAGAUAAUCAAACACAAGAUCAAGAACAUCAACAAGAUAAAGAUCAAACAUUGCCUCCAGGGUUUAGGUUUCAUCCUUCUGAUGAAGAAUUAAUCACUUUUUAUCUAUUGAAUAAGAUAUCAGAUGCUAACUUUACAGGAAGGGCUAUAACUGAUGUUGAUCUCAAUAAGUUUGAACCUUGGGAACUACCAGGGAAGGCAAAAAUGGGAGAAAAAGAGUGGUAUUUUUUCAGCCUAAGAGAUAGAAAAUACCCAACAGGAGUGAGAACAAACAGAGCAACAAACACAGGGUAUUGGAAAACAACAGGGAAAGACAAAGAAAUAUUCAAUUCCAAUACUUCUGAGUUAAUUGGAAUGAAGAAGACAUUGGUUUUCUAUAAAGGCAGAGCCCCAAGAGGAGAAAAAACCAAUUGGGUUAUGCAUGAAUAUCGCCUUCAUUCCAAAACUGCUUUCAGAACUGCUAAGGUAAUUAAUAUAUUUUUUUUCUUUUCAUUUUUUCAUUUUUCGCUGUUUAUUAUUAUUAUUAUUUUGUUUAAAUGGUAA
Molecule: messenger RNA, 826 nt
Organism: Cucumis sativus (cucumber)
Lineage: Eukaryota; Viridiplantae; Streptophyta; Magnoliopsida; Cucurbitales; Cucurbitaceae
Product: protein CUP-SHAPED COTYLEDON 2
Exons: 3
Coding region: 167-826 (219 amino acids)
Biological process (GO): regulation of DNA-templated transcription
Molecular function (GO): DNA binding
Source: RefSeq, a predicted model, not a curated record